Carassius auratus (goldfish) is the source of this 2204-nucleotide messenger RNA. RefSeq names its product protein atonal homolog 1-like. The record is from RefSeq and is a predicted model, not a curated record. Bases 427 to 1320 code for a protein of 297 amino acids. Gene Ontology annotation, biological process: sensory organ development; axon development; positive regulation of transcription by RNA polymerase II. The transcript has a single exon. Gene Ontology annotation, molecular function: DNA-binding transcription factor activity, RNA polymerase II-specific; protein dimerization activity; E-box binding. NCBI's taxonomy places the organism in Eukaryota, Metazoa, Chordata, Actinopteri, Cypriniformes, Cyprinidae. Gene Ontology annotation, cellular component: nucleus.
CUAAUUUCCUCAACCGCGUGUGAGGAGGCUCGCUACAUAACUUUGCUCCGUCUCGAUGUUUCUGAGUAGUCUUAGUCCUGUGGGACGAACCAUUGUGAUAAUAGUUAAACAGGUUCGAAGCGCUAAAUUACCAAAAAAAAAAAAAUAGUUUGAGCAUAAUAACCUCUCUCUCGGGUUUACUACGACUUCUCAUUGGUCGCCUACACGCGCCUGCCCCGCGUGCUCUUAUUGGUCAAAGCGCCACGCGACCAGCUUGAGAAGGGGGGCUCCCCGGCGCGUGCCACUUUUAAAACCGACCUGUCGCCCUGAGACGUCAGUAAAGAAAUCCCCUUCACAACAGGUGUAAGAAGAUAAAUCCUCCACGGCAAAAAAUCCCGUUCCCAUAUCCAUAGCCCCCCUUUCCUCCAAAAAGCACAAAACAACAAAAUGGAUGGAAUGAACGUGGACGGCGUAAGCACGGAUUCAAGGGAUGUGGUUGAACUCGACGUCCAGCAUCCGAGCUUGGGGCGGGGGGAGCAGCGCGAGUACCCACCAGCUUUGGCACUCAUGGCCAGCAGUGACCCACGCGCCUGGCUGGCUCCCGUGCAGGCUGGCACCUGCGCGGCACACGCCGAAUACCUGCUGCACUCGCCCGGCUCGAGCGCAGAAGGCGUGUCCUCUCCCUCCAACUUCAGGAAGAGCAGCAAGAAUCCUGUCAAAGUACGCGAGCUCUGCCGGCUUAAAGGAGCUGUGGGUGCCGAUGAGGGCAGACAGCGUGCCCCAUCCGGCAAAGCGACCAACGGCGUGCAGAAACAGAGGCGAAUGGCUGCCAAUGCCCGGGAAAGGCGAAGGAUGCACGGAUUGAACCACGCGUUCGACGAGCUGCGCAGUGUCAUCCCAGCCUUAGACAAUGACAAGAAGCUCUCCAAAUACGAAACCCUACAGAUGGCCCAGAUCUACAUCAAUGCUCUCUCCGACUUGCUUCAGGGUCCCGGUGCUAAAGCCGACCCGCCAAACUGCGACUUGCUGCCUGCCAACGGGUUCGAGGAGGACCACUCUCCCAGAGGAUCGGCGAGCGUCUGCCGUAGAAGCACGGGCGCAGGUUUCCCGUACCAGUACGAGGACGGAACAUUCUCCUCUUUCAUUGAGCAAGACCUCCAGUCACCCUCUGGAACGAGCAAGUCAGGUUCGGAGGCCAGUAAGGACUCGCCUCGGUCGAACCGGAGCGACGGAGAGUUUUCCCCUCACUCGCACUUCAGUGACUCGGACGAAACGCACUUGGAGAUGCAGAGCGAAGACGAGCUCUCGGAACUGAAACUGCCCAAGCACCGCGCUUUUUAGAAAACGCACCACCUGACUGUCCAUCAAUCGUGUCAAUCGCAUAUUUGGGCUUUGUGAUGGGUUUCUUUAUUUAUCCAUUUGUUAUUAUGAUCUUCUGACAAUGAUGUUGUUGUGUCUGACGCCAAUAGAUUUAGUUGCCUUCUCGUGACAUUGACCAGACCCCUACGCCAUGUGAACUGCCGCGUGCAGCAGUGCCAUGGGCUCGAAUGUCAUGCAUAAAACUGUCUUCCGUAAACUGUUUUGACACUGUUUAUUCAGACAUGAUUGUCAUGGGCCUAUUUUCAUAUACGAUUGAUUUUGAACCCUGUAAGAAUUUGCAACUUCUAAAGUUUACGUGCACUUUAAAAACGGGCCAUAGGCUUGAGAAACAUUCUUUUGUCAUGGAACAAGAAAUUUUGUGUUUAUGUAGAAGUAAUGCCAAUUUGAUGAAUAUAUUUAAUAUAGCCAUUAGAUUUUGUACAUCCGUUCAUUUUUAAUAUUUGAUUUCGAUGCAAAGAAGUUGUGUUCCGCUUCUGUAGCUGAAGUAAGCUAUUUAUUUCUGUUUGCCUUUAUUUUUGCGUUAUUGAAAAUGAGCAGUUUUUGCUACUCGUAUGUUUUGUUUUAUUGUAGAAAUAAAAAGGGAGAAAGAACAUGAUCAUGUCUCGUCUCUUUGAUUGUCGUUAUCAGUUUUUUAUUAUGAUUGUAUCUCAUAACUUUGCUACAAUAUAGAUGAUCUUUUUUAAAUAAAGAAAAUCGUAAUAUGUUAUUAUUACAACAAAUGGGCACCAGCUUUAUCUAAUGUUAUUAAUUUUAAUUAGGUUUAGCCCUUAACGGCCACUGAGGUGUGGGACACUUGGUUGGAAGUGAUGUGAUGUGAUCGAUCAAUUAAUAAUUAUAAUUUUACU